Molecule: messenger RNA, 3223 nt
Organism: Centrocercus urophasianus (Greater sage-grouse)
Lineage: Eukaryota; Metazoa; Chordata; Aves; Galliformes; Phasianidae
Gene: RNF20
Product: ring finger protein 20
Exons: 20
Coding region: 144-3092 (982 amino acids)
Cellular component (GO): HULC complex; nucleus
Molecular function (GO): metal ion binding; ubiquitin protein ligase activity
Source: RefSeq, a predicted model, not a curated record
CGCCUCUAAGGGAGGUGCUGAACACCGCUGCUUCAGCCGCGUUUAGGAUUGGCCCGUGCGCGUAUUUGGUUUCCGGAGGGCCUGAGGAAAGGCGUGACCAGGCAGAACUUGGAGAAGUGGGGAGCCUGUAUGUCUCAGCCACCAUGUCUGGAGCUGGCAAUAAACGGGCAGCUGGAGAGCCUGGCCCUUCUGCACCUCCAGAGAAAAAGGCAGGAGUUGAAGACUUGGGGACCACAGUAGAGACCAUUAAGCUUGGUGGCGUUUCUUCAACGGAGGAGUUGGACAUUCGGACCCUACAGACCAAGAACCGGAAACUAGCAGAGAUGCUUGACCAGCGGCAAGCCAUUGAGGAUGAGCUGCGGGAACACAUUGAGAAGCUGGAGCGUCGGCAGGCCACUGAUGAUGCCUCUCUGCUGAUUAUCAACCGUUACUGGAAUCAAUUUGAUGAAAAUAUCCGCAUCAUCCUUAAACGUUUUGACCUGGACCAAGGCCUUGGAGACCUCCUGUCUGAAAGAAAAGCACUUGUUGUACCAGAACCUGAACCAGACUCAGACAGUAAUCAGGAACGAAAAGAUGAAAGGGAAAGAGGUGAAGGGUUGGAGCCAGCUUUUUCCUUCCUAGCAACCUUAGCCAGCAGCACUAGUGAGGAGAUAGAAUCUCAGCUGCAAGAGCGUGUGGAGUCCUCCCGGCGUGCUGUUGCCCAGAUUGUGACAAUGUAUGACAAACUGCAGGAGAAAGUGGAUGUGCUGUCACACAAGCUGAAUAGUGGAGAUAUUUCGCUGAUGGAAGAAGCAGUCUUGGAACUUAAUUCCUACCUUUCACAUGAGAAUGGACGUCUACAGGAACUGGCUGAUCUUCUUCAGGAGAAGCACCGAAUAAUGUCUCAGGAGUUCUCCAAGUUGCAAGAGAAAGUGGAGACAGCGGAGUCUCGAGUGUCUGUUCUGGAGACUAUGAUUGAUGACCUUCAGUGGAAUAUUGACAAGAUCCGUAAGAGAGAGCAGCGACUUAACCGGCACUUGGCAGAUGUUCUUGAGCGGGUGAAUUCCAAAGGUUACAAGGUGUACGGAGCAGGAAGCAGUCUCUAUGGGGGCACAAUCACCAUUAAUGCCCGUAAGUUUGAGGAGAUGAAUGCAGAGCUGGAAGAGAAUAAAGAGCUUGCUGGGAACCGCCUCAACGAGUUAGAGGAACUGCGUCAUGAUCUUCAGGAAGUAACAACACAGAAUGAAAAACUCAAGGUUGAGCUGCGACGAGCAGUGGAAGAAGCUGUGAAGGAGACUCCAGAAUAUCGCUGUAUGCAGUCUCAGUUUUCUGUUCUGUAUAAUGAGAGUCUGCAGCUGAAGGCACAUCUUGAUGAGGCCCGCACUCUACUUCAUGGCACUCGUACCACGCACCAGCGCCAGGUGGAACUAAUUGAGAGGGAUGAGGUCAGCCUUCACAAGAAACUACGCACAGAAGUAAUUCAGUUAGAGGACACCCUGGCACAAGUCCGCAAAGAGUAUGAGAUGUUGAGGAUUGAGUUUGAACAGACGCUUGCUGCCAAUGAACAAGCAGGCCCAAUUAAUCGGGAGAUGCGUCAUCUCAUCAGCAGCCUCCAGAAUCAUAACCACCAGCUGAAGGGAGAGGUAUUGAGGUACAAACGCAAACUGAGGGAGGCCCAGUCUGACUUGAGCAAGAUCCGCUCUCGCAGUGGUAGCGCUCUUCUGCAAUCCCAGUCCAGCACUGAAGACACAAAGGAGGAGCCUCCAGAGAUCAAACAGGAGCCUGAUGACCCUUCUGCCCAAGCAUCUGCUCCCAAAGCUGCUUCUGAAGAAGCUAGUGAAGUUAAGGCCAGGCGAGAUGAAGAGGAACGGGAGCGAGAAAGACGGGAGAGGGAGAGGGAACGAGAAAAGGAAAAAGAGAAAGAGAGGGAGAGAGAGAAAGAGAAAGAAAAAGAGCGAGAGCGAGAAAAACAGAAACAGAAGGAAUCUGAGAAGGAGAGAGAGUCCAAAGAGAAGGAGAAAGGGAAGCAUGAAGAUGGCAGAAAGAAGGAGGCUGAAGUGAUCAAGCAGUUGAAGGCUGAGCUCAAGAAGGCCCAGGAGAGCCAGAAGGAGAUGAAGCUGUUGUUAGAUAUGUACCGUUCUGCCCCCAAAGAGCAGAGAGACAAAGUGCAGCUCAUGGCAGCUGAGAAGAAGGCUAAAGCAGAGCUGGAAGAACUAAGGCAGAGAGUGAAAGAAUUGGAAGACAAGGAGAAAAAGGAGAGUAAAAAGAUGGCUGAUGAGGAUGCCCUUCGGAAGAUCCGAGCAGUAGAAGAACAGAUUGAGUAUUUACAGAAGAAGUUAGCCAUGGCUAAACAGGAGGAGGAGGCUCUGCUGUCAGAAAUGGAUGUCACAGGCCAAGCCUUUGAAGACAUGCAGGAGCAGAACAUACGACUGAUGCAGCAGCUACGGGAGAAAGAUGAUGCCAACUUCAAGCUGAUGUCAGAACGUAUCAAGUCCAACCAGAUUCACAAGCUGCUGAAAGAAGAGAAGGAGGAGCUGGCAGAUCAAGUUUUGACACUGAAGACACAGGUGGAUGCCCAGCUGCAGGUUGUACGUAAGCUGGAAGAGAAGGAACACUUGCUACAAAGCAGUAUUGGAACAGGCGAGAAAGAACUUGGACUCCGAACACAGGCCCUGGAAAUGAACAAACGCAAGGCUAUGGAUGCAGCCCAGCUUGCGGAUGAUCUGAAAACCCAGCUAGAAUUGGCUCAGAAGAAGCUACAUGAUUUCCAGGAUGAGAUAGUGGAAAGCAGAGUAACUAGAGAGAAAGAGAUGUUCAACUUCAAAAGGGCUGAGGAAGACAUUUCUAGGUUACGCAGGAAGCUGGAAACCACUAAGAAGCCUGACAUGGUUCCAAAUUGUGAUGAGAUAUUGAUGGAAGAAAUCAAGGAUUACAAAGCCCGCCUGACCUGCCCAUGCUGUAACAUGCGCAAAAAGGAUGCUGUCCUAACAAAGUGUUUUCAUGUCUUCUGUUUUGAGUGUGUGAAAACACGCUAUGACACCCGGCAGCGUAAGUGCCCGAAGUGUAACGCUGCCUUUGGUGCCAAUGAUUUCCAUAGGAUCUACAUUGGUUGAUUGUUUCCUCUGGAAUCUGAAACCUGCUGCUUACGCUGACCACCCAGCCUCCUUCACUUCUCUAACUGGCACCUUUGGGGCAGUCUGCAGUGUUCUUAGGGAAUGCCUUUUUUUUUUUUUUUUUUUUUUUU